CUUGUACAGAGCCAGCCAGUGGGUCUUCGAAUGAAGCUGUAAACUCGCCAGCAAUGCGAACUCCCGUUAUUUGGGGCCGCCCUCGACAUCCCACGAUCGUCUUGCACAGCCAGCGCUGCAGUACUAGCUGUGACUAGAGCCAAGGCUUGAACAUUCUCUAAGCCAAUCUUAGCCGCCUUAGCGUCGGCCGCUUGCGCCUUACUGAUGACGAGCCGCGGCAAGUCCGCGCGACCGAACCACCACCACCAUCACCAACAUCGCCUCGAUUCUGGCCCCAUCAAAGGGAGCCCCCGAGACCAAACUGCCACCUCCGUGCCCUCUGCGCCGUCAGUGCCCUCUGUGCCGUCAGUGCCGCCGAAGCAGAGCCUGCUACAGGAAUCGCCGUAUCACCGCAAGUCUGCUGUGACUCCCAGGCCAGCCUCUCAGCCGCCCUGGCAGUGGGAUUCGGGAGUCGAGUCGCCCGACUCUCCGCUUCACCCGCUAGCGGGAUCUCAGGAGAAUCUCUGCGGGGGCUUGACCGACGCGACUACUUCGGACUCUGAGACCCAUUUUCGCACCAUGUCGUCGGACGACAUCUCUCCAAUGUCGGCGCGCUCGUUGGGUGAAGUUUCGGGUGCGACAGGCGCUGGUUUGCGCGCAAAUCGUUUCCCGGUGAUGGCGUCGCAGCAUCUGCAGCAUGAAACCCGCUUCGAGCAGUCGCAGCAGAGUAGUUAUGGGUCUGCGGCAGAAACCCGACACGCCGCGUCGCGUCGCGUCAAAGGAGGCGGAUCCGCGAUUGACGCCGCCUCAGUAAACGCCUUCGGACCGCUGUGGGCCCCAGAAGUGGCGGGUUCGGACCGCGGAAGUGGCGGGAGCGGCAGAUACCGAGUACCGUUCCAAGAUAAUCUACAGACGGCCUUAGACCCGUGGGAAAUGGCGCAAGCUUGCGAUCUCUGGGCGGAAGCGUACGAGGGACCCAUUCCCGCAAUCCGCGCGCCGGCGCUCGGCGCGCGGGGGGCCAGUGGCGCGUCCCAUUUCGGUGAAACCGACGACGGGACUGCGUGGGCAAUCCCCGGCGACGACGACGACGGCGACGACGACGGCGGCGACGACGACGACGGCGACGACGGCGGCGACGACGACGACGGCUACGACGACGACGUCGACGACGACGGCGACGACGUUGGCGACGGCGCGUCGUCGCUCCCUCCGCUCGCUGCGCCUUCGCCAUUCGAGGGCGCGCUCAGACGCAGCGCGACGACGCCGGCGCUCGUGGAUCCCGCGAGGCGCUGCGGAGAUUUCGAACCCGCGGCGAUGGCCGCGGCUAGAAGAACGGCAACGGCUACUAACAGUGGCAGUGGUGGUGCCUACAGCGUCAGGCCCAUUCGCUCCUCCGCUGGACCCUUCGAUGCGCGCUUUGGCUGCGGUUCCAGGGGCGACAGCCCGUUGACGGCGCGUUUUGGCGGCGACGGCGGCGACGGCGGCAGCGGAGGCGGCGUGUCGGAUGCUCGUGUGGCGGAAGCGGCUUUUUAUGAUGUGGCGGAUGGGCCGUUUGUCGCAGAAGGAGCGUCGCCGCAGUGGGACGAUGUCGCGGUGGGGGUUUCGCAUGACGUCGCGGACGUCGCGCCGGAUGCGGAGGCAGCAGAGGACGAGGAGGAAGAGGAGGAGGGAGAAGACGUCAACGAGGAGGAGGAGGAGGACGAGGCAGAUCUGUGCUUGCUUCGAGCGAGGACGCUCCCGUUGCUUCACGUCGAGCGCACGGCGUCCGCUGGAAGGGCGGCGGGUCGUGAUCCUUCGGGGUCGAUGGGCGCUGGCGAUGCGGCUGACGACGAGGAGGACAAUGACGAUGAUCUGUAUCCUGAGCUACGGAUGUGUCACACAACGCGCGGCCGCAUCCAACGGCCCAUGGCGCCUCCGCCGUACGCUCGCGGCCCUGAGUCACAGGGGGUUAUCGGUGCGCAGUACCACGUGCAUCCUUCUUAUAAGGAGCACCGCUACUGUCCGCAGCCUCAGGUUGGUGCUCAGGUGGUGCAAUCGCAUCCUCUAUUCCUUGAGCAGGAGCAGCUGCCGUCGUACAGUCAGCAGAAUGACGCCAGGUGGCUGACGGAAGGGCAUCCGCAACAGCAGAGCGAGUUUUAUCAGCUGCAGCAGCAGCAGCAGCAACAACAACAAUGGCAGCACAAGCAGCAGCAGCAGCAGCAGCAGCAGCAGGAACAACUAUGGCAGCGUCAGCAACAGCAGCAGCAGCACCGCGGCCGGAGCCAUCGACGCACGUUCUCAGACUUCUCUGACGUCAUCAUGGCGUCAGCUCACACCGCCGCGCAGCCUUGUAAUCUACAGAGUCCCAUUGCCGCUGCGCCAACUUAUCGUGAAGCUUAUGUGCACGCAGCACCGGUUGUAGCGCCGGCUGUAGCGCUAGCAGCUGCCGAUGCAAGAUAUGGUGUGGAGAGGGGUCAAAGCGGGAGGUUUGCGGAGGCUGUAGCUGGCGGAGGAGUGGCAGGAGUAGAUGUAGCGGCCUGGAUACCGCCUCCCGGGGGAACAGCCGCCGCUCAGUCGCCACUGGGGGGGCAGCGUCCAGGAGCAGGAGGCUGGAUGCCCCCUCCCCCAGCAGACGCCGCCAGGCAACGCCUGCACCGCCGCACGGUCUCUGACCUCUCCGAUGUCUUCCCUGCUCCGGGUGCUGCCGUAGCUGUAGCCGCCGCUACAGCAGGGAGGUUUGGUGCUACACCCGGGGGGAACGCUGGGCACGCAGCAGCUGUAGGGCCGGCUGGGCGUGCUGCUGCUACAACCGGAUACAGCCAUUCUGGCAGCUUUCGCGGCAGCGGGGUGAUAGUGCAGUGCGGCAGGAGCAGCAGUGGCGGUAGUGCUGUGCCUGUGGUGGUGUAUGAAGGGGCUAACAGGGGAGGGGAGAGUUGGAAAUUGAUGGAGAGCGUCGGUGCCAGGCCAAACAUGGCUUCUGACGCUGCUGCUGCUGCUGCUGCUGCUGCUGCUGCUGCUGCUCGUGUCGGUGCUCCUCUCCCAAAGCAACAACAGCAGCAGCAGCAGCAGCAGCAGCAAGUGCCAAUGCCGGUUCCAUCCCUACAGCAGCAAGGCAGCAGGCGAAACAUGCCCAGCUUUGCACCUCAGAAGAGCUUCAGUGGCGGUGCUGCCAUUGGGCCUAAACCAAUGCUGGGGCAGCCUCAAGCGAGUAUGGAGAGGGCGAGGGGGAAGGGGCGAGGAGCAGGAGGAGGGGCAGCAACAGCAGCAACUGCGGCGGUGGCGGCAGUGGCAGCAGCAGCAGUAGCAGCAGCGGAAGGUAGCAGCAUUGCGAACGGCGGAGGAGGAAGGGGGAGCCUAGGGGCGUCUGGGCGCAAAAGCGCGAGUAAGAGGCUCAGCUCGCUUGCUUCUGUGGCAAGGGCGCUAGGCGCGUUUGAACAGCAGACGGAGAGAUGGAAGGAGCAGCAGGCGCUGGUAAAGGCUCAGGAAGAGGAGGAGGAGGCAGCAGCAGGUGGUGGUGCUCCCAAGACUCCGAGAGGUGUGUCUUUGAAUAGGGAUCCCACCAUGGUUCGGGCCAACAGCAGCAGCAGCAGCAACAACAGUGGCGGCCACAGCAGCAGCAGUUCCAUUCCUCCUAGAACACCCAAGACACCGUCAGCCGCAGCCCAAGGCUCUGGCGCUAAAUCUGCCUGGGCUCCCGCCGGUGCUGCUCCUGCUGCCGCUCCUGGUGCUGCUGGUGCUGCUGGUGCUGCUGGUGCUGCUGGUGCUGCUGGUGCUGCUGGUGCUGCUGGUGCUGGUGCUGGUGCUGCUGCUCCUGCUGUUUCUGGUGUUUCUGGUGCUGUUGCUGUCCCUGCUGCCCUUCUCUCGGCUCUUCAUUCUGCUGCCCCUGCCCCUGCCCCUGCACGCUCUAAUACUUUCUCCCGAGGAGCACCUUCCGGCCCUGUGCCGCCCAAAGCACCGCCCGCAUCGCAAUCAUUGAAAGGUCUCGCGGCACAGUCGUUCAAAGGAUCUCAGCCGUCCAGAGCGCCACAGCAGCAGCAGCAGCAGCAGCAACCGAAGACACCAACUGUCCAGCGAAGUUCAACAGGCAUGUGGGGAGGAAGGGUGGGAGGAGGGGGAGGAGGAAGUGGGGGAGUAGGAGGAGAAAGAGGAGGAGGAGCACGCGUGGCACCUGUCAGUCUGCCACCGUUAAAUCUUCAAGAGGAGGAGGAGGAGGAGCAGCAGCAGCAGCAUCAGCAGCAGCAGCAGAUGCCUCUUGGCAGGAGGGCCGUCGCUGCUUCCUCUACUGGACUCCCCCUGAGGGCUCCAACGACGCCUGGAGGGAGGCUUCAGCGGCGGAUGGAGGAGGAUGAGUCGGAGGGGGAGGGGGAGGGGGAGGGGGAGAGGGGGAGAGGAGGGGGUGGGGGAGAUGGUGGCAGGGCUGGUACUGCUGCUGGUAAGGGGUUGCUUGUAACGGCUCCAACGACCCCUGGAGGGAGGCUGCAGCGACGGUUGGAGGAGGAUGAUUCAGAAGGGGAGGGGGAGGGGGAAAGGGCAAAGGGGAGCGGAAGGGAUGGGGGUGGCGCGGGUAGAGGAGUGGCCAGUGGGAAGCAGCCUGCGCCUGGCGGGAGGCGGAGAGGGUCGUUCAACAGACGAAGGACGGAGAGCAAGGGCCGGAGCAUGGGGGAAAGGGAAGACUGGGGCGGGGAGGUGCUUUGUGGGGAGGGGCAACCAGGGGAGGCGAUGCUGGAAGGAGAAAGGGGGAGGGCUGUUACACCUGGGAGCGGCAGAAGGCUGCAAAGAAGCAUGGAUGAGGGGGAGGGGGAGGGGGAGGGGGAGGAGGGGAAGAAGGUUGGGGAGAGGCAGAUGGGGGAGGCUGCUUCUGGGGGAGGUGGUGAGAGUCGGCAAGGUCCUGCUCCUGGUAAGCCGGCGAGGAAAGGAGGAAAGCUGCAGAUAGGCCUGGAGAGCGACGAAGAGGGGGAGGAGGGGGAGGAGGAGGGUGGGAGGAGAAAAGAGGGGAGGGGUGUUCCAAGGAAAGAGGAGAUGAACAAGGAGCGAGGGGGAGAGGUUUCUCGUUCGGGCUCCGGUAGUCACGGGAGCAAGGAAGAGGGGAAGCUUGGGAAGAAAAGGGAGGGGGAUAUGAAUGGGGAAGAGGGGAAGAGGGGGGACCUGAGUGGGAAAAAGCCGAUCCAAUUUUCUAAUGAUGGUGGCGUUGACUGUAGCGGAGGCGAGUGUGACGGAGGUGGGGGUGGUAUGCAAGAGCACGAGGAGGGGAGCAACGGGGAAGAUCAGGCGGCUGCUGCUGCUGAUGCUGAUGCUGCUGCUGCUGGUGCUGCUGCUGGUGCUGCUGCUGCUACUGAUGUUGAUGGUGAUGUUGAUGAGAUGAAGACAGAUGUGGCUGGAAACCCGAACGGGGAGAAGGGCGAGGGCAGGAAGCCAAGCAGGCUGCAGAGGAGGAUUGACGAUGAUGAUAGCGAGGAGGAGGAGCAGCAGAGGGGAUCGGGCAGGAUGGGUGAGAGAGCACUGAGUCGAGCGACCAGGCCAAAGGGAGGGAGGAGGGAGCGGGAGCAGCCGGCCCGACGCACCAAGUCGUUUGUUGCGGGGGAAGGAGGUGGGGAUGGAACCGUGGAGGGCGAGAGGCAGGGGGAGAGGAGCGAAGGAGAGAAGAUGACAAAGAAAGGAAGCAAGGAUAUGGACAGGGAAAGGAGGUUUAAAGGGAGCGGGGAUAUGGAUAGAGAGAGGAGGAGUAAAGGGAGCAGCGAUAUGGAGCAGGAGAAGAGAGUGAAGGAGGAGGAGGAAGUGGAGGAGGAAGUGGAGGAGGAAGUGGAGGAGGAAGUGGAGGAGGAGCAGAAAGUGGAGGCGAUUCCCAAGGAGAGGAGCAGGGGGAGCAGGCGGCUGCAGCGAAGCCUAGAGGAUGACGAUGAGGAGGAGGAGCAUUGCGAGAAGGAUAAGAAGGCUGGUUACCAGGGUGAGGAGGGGAGGAGGAUUGGUGUGGAUGGUGCAGGAGGGAGUAGGAGAGGAAAGAGCGGAAGGAAGUCCAGUGGAGAGGGGAUUGGUAGUGGUAGGAGGGAGGUUGGGAGCGGUAGGAGGGAGGUUGGGAGCGGUAGGAGGGAGGUUGGUAGCGGUAGGGAGGGUGGGAGCAGUCGGAAAACUGGGUUGGGAGGAGUGGGGAGGGAUGAUGGUGGGAAGACGGAGGAUGAAGGUGAGAGGGAGGGGGAGAGGAAGAGGAGGGGGAGGGAUGACAAAGCAAUGGAAAAGGAGAAAGGGAAGGGGAAGGGGAGGGGCGGGAGCAAAGGCAGUGGGAGGCGGGAAACGGUGGAUUUUUCCGUUAAGGCAACGAGAUUUUUUGCCGAAAGCACGGAUAGCAAUGGGGACUCUCGUGCUGGUGGUGCUGCUGCUGGUGGUGCAUUGCCGUGCAAGUCCCCCAAAGGCAACCACGAGGGGUUGUCCUUUCUUGGAAGCUUGAAGAGCUUUCGAUUCGGCCCUGACGUGCGGGCCUUGUGGUCCCGAACCAAGACUCUGAACGAGAGGGAUGGGGAGGCGAGGAAGAAGAGGGAGGAGAGGAGUAGGAAGGAGGGUGAGGGAGAGGAGGAGGAGGAGGAGGAGGGGCAGGUGGUUGAAGGGAGGGGGGGCAGAGCGGAAGGGAAGCAGCAAGGGGAGGCUGGGCUCUCGUGGUCUCGAACCAAGACGAUGAAUGAGGGGGAUGGGCAGGCGAGGAAGAGGGAGGAGAGGAGGAGGAAGGGGAGCGGGGGAGAGGGGGAGCAUGAGGGGAGAAAGGGGGCAGAGGGAGUUGAGAUUGGGGCACCAUGGUCCCGCUCCAGGACCAUGAAUGAGAGAGAUGGGGAGGGGAGGAAGAGGGAGGAGAGGAGGCGGAGGAAGGGGAGUGGAAGUGGAGGGGAGGAGGGUGGGCUGAAUGCUUCUGGGAUGGAUGAAACGGGUGGGUUGAAACGCCCCAGUAAGGAUGCUACGGGCGUCCGAACGAUCUUGAUUGACAGAGGCAAUGAUGAGGAGAGGGAGGAGGAGAAGAGGGAAGAGCAAGAAGAGCAGGAGGAGCAGGAAGGGGAGAAAGGGGAGCGGGAUGCAAAUGUGAAUGCUCUAAGGGAACAGGAGCAGAAGGAGAAGCUGGAGUGGGUGGAGGGGGAGAAGCGGCUGCUGCAUCUGCACCUGCAGCAGCUGGAGGAGCAGCAGCGGCAGCUGGAAGCAGAGAUGGAGAGGCACAAGGCGCUGCUGGGGCUGGGGGCUGGGGAGUGAGAAGCAGGGAUGAAACUAAGGAAGGAAGGAGCAGCAGAGAGGGGGGGAGGUGCUCAAGGCAGCGAUGGGGAGGUGGAGGUGGGGGCGGGUGGCGGGUGGCGACAACCAGGGGCGGGUGACAGGCGCAUGGGGUGACAAGUACGUUACACAAGGCUUCGAGUUUUUUUGUGUCUUGCUUUUUCUGGCCGAUUCACCAUUGGUCAGCAGUGGAUUAGCGCCUCAUUUGGGGGCAACGUCUGUGUGCAUGCUAGGCUUGUUUCUGUAACACCAUGUUUUUUGCAAGAAAUUGAUUUUGUCUUGCUAUGAAUGUUAUGUUCUUUCAUUUAAUCAAGAAUGUAUGUUUACAGAUACCGUAAUCCCCCGUAUAUAACACCCGUCGGAAUAGUCACUCCAUGGGUGGUUAAUACGGGGGGGAGCUUAUGAUAUGGUGCAUUUUUUAGAGUA
This is a messenger RNA of Closterium sp. NIES-67, 7629 nucleotides long. Lineage: Eukaryota; Viridiplantae; Streptophyta; Zygnematophyceae; Desmidiales; Closteriaceae. The record is from the annotation of a GenBank genome assembly.